Molecule: messenger RNA, 2314 nt
Organism: Aegilops tauschii subsp. strangulata
Lineage: Eukaryota; Viridiplantae; Streptophyta; Magnoliopsida; Poales; Poaceae
Product: mannosyltransferase APTG1-like
Biological process (GO): GPI anchor biosynthetic process
Cellular component (GO): endoplasmic reticulum membrane
Molecular function (GO): alpha-1,2-mannosyltransferase activity
Source: RefSeq, a predicted model, not a curated record
UGUAUUCGAUGAAUAUUCUUGUAUCUGGAAUGCUGUAUUAUGGACCUGUCGUGCGUCAGGUGUUAUCCUGGGCUGACGUGCGAAGGCCCCCUGCUCCAUGCGAAUCGGGGUGCCACACAAACCCAAUCAUGCGCAUGAUCAAGCAGGGCUCCCCCUUGAGCAUGUUGGCCACGGGCGCCGGCACGACGAAGCGCGCCGUGUGGAGGUUCUCGGCGGCCCGCUCUGGCAUCCCAGCGAUACGGUUAUGUAUGGCGCCCUGGAUGGCGUCGAAGGCCCGGGUGUUGAGGGAGUUGUCAUGGACGCCGGCGUGGAGAGGUGGAUGGACUGGAGCGAGGCCAGGAGGGCCGUAAGAGGAGGGAGGAGGAGACGCGCCGCCGCAGCCUUUGAUGAAGGCGUUGCGGAUCCGGCCGUGGCCGGAGAGACGGGUGCCGGCGCACGCACUGGCAUUCCGCGUGGCGAACGCGCUGCUGGUGUGCACCUACUUCAACCCCAACGAGCACUGGCAGUGCCUCGAGGUCGGCCACCGCGUCGCCUUCGGGUACGACCACCUCACUUGGGAGUGGAAGCGGGGCCUUCGAGGUUACCUCCACCUGCUGAUCUUCGCUGCCCUUUACAAGUUUCUGGCUUUUCUUCACCUCGAUACCCCCUGGUUCAUGGCGAUGGCUCCACGGCUUCUACAAUCAGUAUUUGCAUCCUUUGGAGAUCAGCACACUCGCAACGCUGGUUCCCGUUGAGGACACCAUGGACAAGGUACUCUGGCCCUGGUGCUGCAGCCAUGGACAAGGUGCCAUCCACAUCUCUCUCUGUUCGAUUUGUAUUUGGAGUAUGGUACUCCAUGUGGUUCUUUGCCCCCAUCUAUGCUUUAUUAAUCUAUAUGCAUUGAGUAAAAUAUAUAUAGAUCAUGCUAUGCUAUAUAUGUGUAUCGUCUAUUGUGUCCAUGUGCCAGUUAAUUCAUCUCAUAUUGCUUUGAAGCUGCUACCUAAGUAUCGAGCGAUUCCCUUUGUUCCAGCUGUUGUACUUAGCAGACAAAUGUGGGAGAAUGUACUAGCUGCAUAUAUUGGUUCUUGGGUUUAUUAUUAAAGCUUUUUAUCUGCAUAUAUACAUAGGCAUGAGAAUGCCCAGGUAUGCGACCCUAAAUUUAGUUUCACUUCUUUCUUACUCAUGGGAUUUAUCCAAUUAAUAACUAUAAUGGACUAAUGAGAAAAAGAUAAGGGAAAUUAGCUUUAUAAAAAUGAAACUAUUCAUGGUAAACAUUUGGCAGAAGAGAAUCACAAAAUGAACAAAAACCUCCUUCACGGGAAACAUCAGGUGUGGUAAAAUGCUCACUAAAAAAUAGAAACUAGAGAUUACUUCCUGGUUUCCUUAUGCCUCGUUGCUACUGGUGAUGUCCGUUUGGGUAACCCUCUGCCUCAUGGUGUUCACCUGGUUGGCACCAAUCUGCUAAUUAUACAUAAGGAGAAUUUGAGUUAUAUAAAUAUGCUAAUUGUCUACAUCACUAACAUUGAACAAAAUGAUGUAGUCUAGAGUUCAGCAUGACUUCGUUUUUCUGCUCUUUUCCUAAGCAUAUCAAAGCAAAUACAACCUCAAGCCUUUGACAAUUUGAACCAUUGAUCUGCUCUAUGCUUCCUAUCAAUUUUCACAUCAAUUUAGGUGCGUCGACAUCGACAUUGACAUCGACACGGGGCUGGGGCGGCGGCGGUCACGACAUAGACAUCGACACGGGGCUGGGUGGCGGCGGCGACGACGUCAUCGACAUCGACACGGGGCUGUGGCGCCGUCGACGACAACAUCGUCAUGGUGCUGCGGCGCCGACAACGACGACGACGAAAUCGUCAUGGUGUUGCGGCGGCGGCGACGCCGACGACAUCAACACGGCCUUGUGGAGGCGCCGACGCUGAUGACCUAUACGCGUGCCGUAUAUAAUAUAUAUAUGUAUUAAUUAUCUAUAUCAAAUAUGUAUGAUUGACUGCACGCAGAACAUGUAUGCAUUACGAAAUGCAUGUUAUGUGAGAACUAUGAAAUGUAUGUGUAAACUGGAAUAGGUAGAUUUUUAUUUUUUAAAUCCAAAUUACUUACUAGUAGCGUGGGGGUAUGAUAGAGGCGUUUCUACUAUUCGGUUAGUAGUAGCGCAGCUGCAAAAUAGUAGUAGCCUAGGUUGCACCAACGCUACUGGUAUGUCUGUUUAUCAGUAGCGUGGGGUAAAAAAUGCGCUACUGCUAAAAUAUAGCUGUAGCGUCAUAGUAGUAGCGCGGUGCCCUGCGCUACUAGUAUGCAAAAAACCUACGCUACUAGUAGUGCUUUUCCUAGUAGUGAU